Labeo rohita (rohu) is the source of this 4272-nucleotide messenger RNA. It is a transcript of the gene plcd3a, whose product is annotated as phospholipase C, delta 3a. Gene Ontology annotation, biological process: lipid metabolic process; intracellular signal transduction. The record is from RefSeq and is a predicted model, not a curated record. The transcript is spliced from 15 exons. NCBI's taxonomy places the organism in Eukaryota, Metazoa, Chordata, Actinopteri, Cypriniformes, Cyprinidae. Gene Ontology annotation, molecular function: calcium ion binding; phosphatidylinositol-4,5-bisphosphate phospholipase C activity. The coding region runs from base 440 to 2800 and encodes 786 amino acids.
CUCCAAAGCCUAUUUUUGUGACAUUUUCGUGACACUUGUUUAUCAGUUAGGUGGACAACUAAGCUAAAAUAUAUUGGCUAAAAAAAAAAAAAAUAAUAACCCUGUUACACAAUCGGCUUUUCAAUUCAGCUAGUUUGCUAUGAAGCAGGAGGCUGUGACACAGUAAGUGUAUCAUACAGUCAGUGUGAGUGAAUGACUCGUGUUCAUCAGCGGAUACUUGCCGCUCCUCGCCGGACUCGAGUUACGCGCUGCGUUUUUAGAAGCGUCAAGUGUUACGACAGCCGUCACAGCAGCAGCAGCAGCGCUGACAUUCACAUGCGCUGACCGAGACAGUUUUUACGCGCACUUCUGGGAUUUUUUGCCUAUUGAUUAUUCACAUUUACCUCUCGGUUCAAGACGGUUAUAAGAAGUACUGCCUGGAGCCGAAGGGAUAUUCAACAUGCUGGGGAGGAAGAAGAAACCAGAGACAGUUCAGACUGAAGCCAAAGCGUACGAGUCAAAAACCCACGACCCGCUUCGGAGGCUUGGUGUGCUGGACGAUGAAGAUGUGCGACUGAUGCUGCAGGGGUCAAAGAUGAUGAAGGUUCGAUCUCAGCGUUGGCGGAAGGACAGGAGCCUGAAGCUUCUGGAAGACUGUGUGACGGUGUGGUGUGAGUCCAGCAAAACCUCUCGCAAAGGCCAAAGACAGCAGACCUUCUCUGUGACGGAGGUUGAGUGCGUGCGGGAAGGCUGUCAGUCGGAGUGUCUGCGACGAAUGGAAGGUCUGGUUCCAGAGACCCACUGCUUCACUGUGGUCUUCCGCGGAGGAAGGAAAAGCCUGGACCUGUGCUGCUCCACGCAGGAAGAAGCGGAGCGUUGGGUUCGAGGCAUCCGCACGCUCAAAGACCGCGUCUCCAACAUGAGCCAGAAAGAAAAGCUGGACCAUUGGAUUCGAAGCUACCUGAGACGUGCGGAUCAGAACCAGGAUGGGAAGAUGAGCUACGACGAGGUGAAACAUCUGUUACAGCUGAUCAACAUUGACCUGAACGAACAGUAUGCACGCACCCUCUUUAAGAAGUGCGAUCGCUCGUGUGACGGGCGGCUGGAUCACGUGGAGAUUGAGGAGUUCUGUCGUGAGCUGAUGCGCAGGCCGGAGUUGGACGCGGUCUUCAGGCAUUAUUCCGGUAAUGGAUGUAUUCUCACAACCAUGGAGCUGCGGGAUUUUCUCGGGGAUCAGGGUGAAGAUGCGUCACUGGCCCAUGCGAAGACUCUCAUCCACACCUAUGAGCUCAACGACUGGGCCCGGAAGAAUCUGUUUAUGACCCAGAACGGUUUCACCAUGUACAUGCUCUCGAAAGAGAACGAUGUGUUUAACCCGGAUCACGCUCACGUGUAUCAAGACAUGAGCAGACCGCUGGCGCACUACUACAUCUCUUCCUCUCAUAACACGUACCUCACCAAAGACCAGGUGACCAGCGCCAGCAGCACAGAGCCUUAUAUCAGAGCUCUGCAUCAGGGCUGUCGCUGUGUUGAGCUGGACUGCUGGGACGGUGAUAAAGGAGAGCCCAUGAUCUACCACGGGCACACACUCACCUCCAAAGUGCUCUUUAAAGAAGUCAUUGAGACCAUCGCUCAGUACGCCUUCAAGACAUCUCCAUAUCCUCUGAUCUUGUCCCUGGAGAAUCACUGCUCAGUGGAGCAGCAGGCGGUCAUGGCACAGCACCUGCGCUCCAUUCUCGGAAAGAAGCUCUUGAGAAAGCCACUAAACGACAUGCCCCUCAAAGACCUGCCCUCACCUGAGGAGUUGAUGGGGCGAAUCCUGCUGAAGGGCAAGAAGUUAGGUGGUCUGCUGGGGAAGACUGACAGCUGGGCUAGCUUCUCAUACAGCUCAGAUGAAGAGUCUGCUGCUGGAGGGGGCGGGAGCAAAAAGGAAUCCAAAAAGGAUCCUGCAAGGUCUGCGAGCACUAAACUGAGCACAGAGCUGUCAGAUCUGGUGGUGUAUUGUCAGAGUGUGCCUUUCAGUGGUUUCGAGACGGCCAGUCAGGGACCUCCUAGCAUGAUGUCCUCCUUCUCUGAGAAUGAUGCGCUCAAACUCAUCAAAGACUCAGGGAAGCUGUUUGUUCGGCACAACAGUCGGCAGCUGAGCAGGGUUUACCCAUCAGGCCAGAGGUUACAGUCUUCCAACUACGACCCUCAGGACAUGUGGAAUGGGGGAUGCCAGAUGGUGGCUUUAAACUUCCAGACACCAGGUGAGCAGAUGGACCUGAACCAGGGCCGCUUUCUCCCCAACGGGCGUUGCGGAUAUGUGCUGAAACCUGACUUCCUGUGUCACCCAAAGUCCAACUUUGAUCCUGAGAACACAGGUGGAGGACCAGGACAUAUACCCACCCAGCUUACCAUACGGGUAAUCUCAGCCCAGCAACUUCCUAAAAUAAACACAGACAAUCCCAACUCCAUUGUGGAUCCACAGGUCUGGGUGGAGAUCCAUGGCGUUUCCAUCGAUAAGGCUCGUGCAAAAACUCAGCGCAUUGACAACAAUGGUUUCAACCCUCGCUGGGAUUGUACUGUGAGCUUUCAGCUGCAGGUGCCUGAACUGGCCUUGGUGCGCUUCAUGGUGGAAGAUCAUGACUACAAAUCCAAGAACGAUUUUAUUGGCCAAUUCACCCUCCCUUUCACCAGCCUACGAACAGGUUAUCGUCAUGUUCACCUGCUAAAAGCUGACGGCUCCAGUCUGUCUCCUGCCACCCUCUUCAUCCACGUCAAGGUGGUACGACGAGGAGUUCCUAUUAAAACUGUUUCUGAGCGGAAAGGCAAGGCCUGAGGCUUCUGUCAUGAUUCCUGGAAAUGUUUGUCUCUGGAAGUACCUUACUGAAGGAAAAGCCCCUGAGCAAGGCUCUCAAGGUGCUGCUGGGACUCCAGAAUGAGACCACCUGAAAAAGCAUGUGACAAUGGACAUGCAAGCACAAACACUGUGCACAACAGUCUGCAGAAAGUCAGUGUAGAUGCGUGAUUCAAAGUGCAUUUUGCUGUUUUAAUGUCCAUUUGUGGUGUUGUCUGCAGAGCAGAACGUCUAAUGUGUCAUAGAAGUGUUAUUGCGGAAGUUAUGAAAUCAGUAUUGUUAGAAGUUACAAGCCAGUGUUGACAUUAUAGAGGCUGUUUCCAUUGAAAUAUGGUCUCUUUGAGCCUUGAAAUCAAAAAAAAGGUAACACAUUUUGUGAAAAUUUAGAGCUUAAACUAGCCAUUACAUGCUGGACAAGAAUUGUAUGUACAGACAGAAAUUAGCUGUCUUUAAUAUUUUUUAAUGUUUAAAUCUUGUCUUUUGUUGGUGGUUUUGAUAUGCUGAAUACUGACAGCAAGGUAAAGAAAGUGUAGAAAAACAUUUAGAAGGAAGCAUAGCAAGUGUAUGGACUGUUUAGUAAGAAUCAUGACUAUUUUGAUGCAAGUUUUAAUUGAUUCAAACACAGACACCAGCUAUUCAGCAGUGUAUAGGUAAUAAGAAAAAAAGAGAAAAUAAUGAAAUGUAUUUAUAUAAUUAAUUUAAUAAAAUAAUUAUAUUAUAUAUAUUUUAUAAAAGCUACCGCUAAUGGUGAAAUCUGUGUUUAACAAUGCUUGAGACAGAAAAUUUAUCGUGAAAGCUAAAAGCAAGCUGUGAAAAUACUCAGUGUUGUUAGAUGUUCAAAUUUGGUCAAAUUACACAAUUUGGUCAGUGAGUCUUUGCUGAAGAUGCAGGCAACUAUAGCACUUGCCGUUAGAUACUCUGUUUCACAUCCAAGUUUGAUGAAUCAUAAAAACUUGUGGUUAUCGACAACUCAUAAAGUUCUGUUUUGUACUAGGCUAUGCUAAUUAAUUUAUCAUAAUAUUACAUUGUCAGCUGCUUCUGUUAAGACAUGUUUUAAAUGUAAAUUUUAAUUUUCAAAGUAGAAAACACAACAUGUCUUGAUCUUAAUGUCUUACUUGUUUAUACAGUACUGUAUGUGUAUGUUUGUGAAUACUAGCAUACGUUUUAGCAAGGAAACUCUGUUUUUAAGAUGUGUUGAAAUAGAUAAUCAGUAGUUAAAUAAAUUAUUAUAAACUAGUAUUUGUUUUUACAUUAUUAACAGCAGGCAUCAGUUGCAACGCCUCACCUCUUUACCACAGAUACUUAUUAGCUUUGUUUUCUUUAUGCUUGAGUAGUCUAUUUUUGAAAAUAUGUGAAUCAAUCUCCAUUGUGCAACUGUGCUUAAUAAUUGUUUGUAUUGAUAUUUGAAAAGAUGUAGUGCCUUUGAAAGCAUGCAUAUAUUUUAUAAAUCUAAA